Molecule: messenger RNA, 2813 nt
Organism: Sinocyclocheilus anshuiensis
Lineage: Eukaryota; Metazoa; Chordata; Actinopteri; Cypriniformes; Cyprinidae
Product: protein NLRC3-like
Exons: 7
Coding region: 186-2618 (810 amino acids)
Source: RefSeq, a predicted model, not a curated record
GUGCACUUGCACUAAGGCCGCGGCUUCAACGGGUGACAUUUCUGUGGACGUUUUAAACUUGUUUUGAGGCGACAUAUCCACCGAACUGACUUUGAAUAAAGUCGGGUUAAGGCUAAAGCGCUUCCUACAUGUUUUGGGUAGAAGCUGUGCUGUAAUCGGUUUGUAAGGAGUUUAUAACCAUCAUCAUGAGUCAUUUUGGGGACAAUAGCGAUUCUGAAGUGGAUCGGAUCAUGAUGGACCGGCCGCCAAGCAGUUACGGCUCCAUGCAAAGUGACGAUCAUGAAGACGAAGAAGAUGAUGACUUUGAAAAACUUCCGCUCAAACAAGCAACAAGGGUCAGUCUUCAUCGCCCAGAUUCGCCAGAGACUGCGAUUACUGAAUGUACGAACACAAACCAGUCCAGCAUAUACAAAGAUGGACUGGUCCUGAGACAACCCAUCAUGCACAUAGGAGAAUCUCCUGCCCUACACGGCAUUAACAGAGAGCCCUCGAUCGUGGAGCCGUCUGAGCUGCAGAGCGACAUAUGGACAGAAGCAGCGAUGGAUGAAGAGCCGAAUGACAGAGACGCGGAGAUGAAUGAGAGAGACACGCAGGAGCAGCAGAAUGAAAACGCUACAAUGGAGGUGCAGGUGGAGCAGGCAGAGGCGACGGCAGAAGAGGAUGAUUUUGAUGAAAUUGUUGUACAUUAUGAAGAAAUGAAAGAUCCUCCUCCUCCUCCUCCGGAAGGCGUUGGUCUGCAGUUUCAACACACACACAGCUCCCUCACACUGCGCCAUGCGUUAAAGCAAAUGGUGGGGUGUCUUUCCCAGCUCCAUCCAGGAGAGAUCGCCUAUUUUAAGCGUUGUCUGAGCAUUCACUGCAGAUUCAAGAAGAACUACUCGACAAUUGCGGAUCUUAAUGACCCGCUGGAUGUGAUCGAUAAAAUGAUCGAGGUCUGCGGGCUGGGAGAAGCUCUGCAUCUCACCAUACGAUCCCUCGAAAACGUCAGAAAGGACAAUCUGGCCAAUUUCCUAAGGAAGACCUGUAGAAGAGCUGUGUUACUGCAUGACCUGAAAAUAGCCUACGACAGGCGCUAUUACACUCUGUACGAAGGCCGAUGUCGUCCAGGUCAGCAGCGCUACAUCAGCGACGUCUAUGUCGAACCCGUAACAGUCAUCAAAGGCAGCAGGGAGCCCAUCAACCUCGAGAAUGAGGUCUACCGGAUACCAUAUACGAUCGAGGAGACCCAAAUCAAGGCCGCCGACAUCUUUCGGCCCUUUCCUCACGAACAGAAACCAAUCCGUACGGUCAUGAUGACGGGAAUUCCCUCCUGCGGUCUAACGGUAGCUGUGAACAAGUUCAUCGUUGAUUGGAUGGAGGAAAAAAACAAUCAGGAUUUUCAAUUUGUGUUCCCUUUGCCGUUGAAGGAGUUGCACUUUAGGAAAGCUGGAAAUCCGAGCUUCCUAGACAUGCUAGGCAAAUGUUUCGCAGAAGCUAACGACAUUAAAUUCAUAGAGAAGCCAGAUUGCUUGAGUCUCUUCAUUAUGGAGGCUGUAGAAGUUUGCAAACACAACCUGGACUUCAAAAACAACGAAGUUAUCUCAAGCGCCAGGACGAAAGCGCCAUUAGACGCCCUUCUCACCAGCUUAAUAAAAGGCACGUUGCUUCCGAACGCCCGAGUUUGGAUCACCAGCCACGUCACUGCCGCCCACCGAAUUCCUCCGCAGCUAAUCGACAGGCAUGUAGAGUUAAGAGGAUUCACAGAUGAAAAGAAGGAAGAGUACUUCACCAAGAGAACCACCGACCCUGAGAUCGGGAGGAAGGUUUAUAACCACAUGAAACGCUCCAAAGCCCUUGAGAUCAUCUGCCACAUUCCUCUCUUCAGCUGGAUGGUGACGUUCAUCUUCGAACGAGGGUUUCGAGAUUCCGAAUACGGCAAACACCCACCUGGCAUCACAGCGUUUUAUUCGCAGUUCAUCAUCGUGCAGAUGAACCGCUCGUUUGAGAAGUACCGUGGCUGCAGCGUUGAGGCGCAGAAGUGGCAGGAUGAAGAUAAGUCGUUUAUUGAUAUGAUGGGGAAAAUGUCAUAUCGGAUGAUUCUAGAUGGACGGGACUGGUUUACGGUGGAAGAUUUGACCUCCGUUAACCUGACGUAUGAAGAUUUGCGCACUCGGGAUGAAUUAACCACUGAGGUCAAACGAAGAAACGAAGACUUUCAUACGUGGGUCUUCAAGUUUGUUCACAUUACGGUUCAGGAAUACAUGGCCGCUAUGUAUGUGUAUGUGGCGUUUAGGAAACACGGCAAAAAUGUGAUCGAACCAAGCAAAAUGUCUUGGUUUCAGGGUGCAAACAAGGAACGGCCUAUGAUUGAACUGUUCCGUCCUGCCAUAGACCGUGCGUUGGCAUCUACAAAUGGUCAUCUGGACAUGUUCCUGCGGUUCCUGAUCGGAUUGGUGACUCCAGGAACUGAGAAUCACCUGCGCGGAUACCAGCUCUGUCACUACCACCCCAAAGCCAAAGGCACAGAGGAUGUGGUCAAAUACAUCAACAAAAAAAUGAGAGAAAACAUUCAUCCAGACAGGAGAAGAAAUCUGGAGUUGUGUCUGGUGGAGCUGGAGGAAGGCAAAGAGGGAAGAUGAGGAGAAACAAAGCAAGGCAGUGUUUAAUCUGUUAGGCGGGACUGUGAAACACUAAACUAAAUGCAGCGUCCCGCAGGAGCGACUGUUGAAGUUAAAGGGAUGGUUCACGCUGUCAUGAUUUACACUAGGGUUGUCACGAUACCGUAAAUACACUGUGUGUGUGUGUGUGUGUGUGUGUGUGUGUGUGUGUGUGUG